Bradysia coprophila is the source of this 1560-nucleotide messenger RNA. RefSeq names its product ceramide synthase 1-like. Gene Ontology annotation, biological process: ceramide biosynthetic process. Gene Ontology annotation, molecular function: ATP hydrolysis activity; sphingosine N-acyltransferase activity. Lineage: Eukaryota; Metazoa; Arthropoda; Insecta; Diptera; Sciaridae. The record is from RefSeq and is a predicted model, not a curated record. Gene Ontology annotation, cellular component: membrane.
UUGUUGCAAACAGUUGGAUUGGAUGCAUCGGAUAUAUUCAGUGGUUGCGUAAUAAAAAAGUUCAUUUCGUUUUAACUGACGACCUGUUUCAGUGCUUGUUCCGUACAAUACCUCCCCGUGGCCGCACCUAAGCAAGUAGACUGACCGCAAAUAUGUGCAACGAUUCAUAUUGGAGUGCGUCGGUUCGUUACGAUCAGUUCGCAGUGGACAGUUAUAAGUACCUAUCUUAUCACUUGGAUCAAUUAAGAACCGAAUACAGAUGCCCACAGCAGUUUUUUGAACAUGUUGCUGCCGUUACCCGUAACAAUAAAGAUCCGCUGAUAUUCAUCUACAUCACAAUAUUCGCAGUCGGUUGGACUGUGUUGCGUAGCGCAUUUAGUGGUUAUCUGGUAAAACCUAUUGCCGAAAAGUGUAAACUGCCGCUAUCGGAAAAAGAAAAACUUCCCGAAUCGGCAUGGAAAUUCUGCUUCUACUUUGCUUCAUGGCUUCUAGCGGCAUACAUUUUGAUUGUGAAAGAGAGAGGAGAAUCUUUGCUACGUCCAGAAUCGGUGUGGAGUGACUGGCAGUUCACCGCCGCACUUCCGAUCGAAUACCACGUGCUGUACGUGGUUCAGUUAAGUUUUUACCUACAUUCAAUUUACGCAACGGUUGUGACAGAUUGUUGGCGUAAAGAUUCAAUUGUCCAGUUACUCCAUCAUUUGAUAACAAUGGCUCUGAUAUUCUUCGGUUUUUCAAUUCGUGGACACAAAGCAGGAACAGUUGUUUUAUUCUUGCACGAUAUUUGCGAUGUGUUGCUUGAAGGCACCAAGACGGCGCACUACUUUAGAAUGCAAGGAGAGAGAAAGUAUCGGAUUUUUGAACUGAUUGCCAAUGUUGGCUUUCUGUUGUUUGCAUUCGUCUGGUUCUGUUCUCGACUAUACGCUUUUCCGUUGCGAAUGAUCUGGUAUUGUUUGUCCGAACGGAAUAUGCAAGUACCGCUUUUGUGUAUGCUUGUAAUCAUGCUCGAUUUGUUGUUGGCGAUGAACUUAUAUUGGUUUACAUUCAUUUUGAAGCUUUUGUGGAAAGUAGCAACAGGAAAUGACGAAUUGAAAGAUGUACGAGAAUACGAAGAGAAGACUGAGGACGACAAGUCAAGCAAUUCGAGUACAACAAUAAAAAGCCACCAAAUCGAAAAUAACCAAGUAGAAUCGAUAAAGGCGCGUCACAACAAUUUACGAAAGCGAAGUCAAAUAGGCAUUCGAUCCGAUUAAUAGUUAUUAGUUCAACGAGGGAAGAAAAGUUGGAAAGUGCAUGUCGAUGGUGUUGUCGAGGCCAGAGCGUAGCUAGGGCCACAAGUCACACUUGAAAAUGAAAUUUCCAACUUUUUCACGAGGAAAACGGAACGUUUUUACAACAAACGGACUUCCGAUAUUUCAUAUGAGAGGAGAAAAUUACAAUUUAAAAAAAUGUGAAAAAAGGGUGAUAUUCUCCGCUCAAACUAGAUGGGAUCCAAACCACAUAAAAACCUAUUUGGCCCAAAAGCACAUACAAUUACCUUUUAAAUGAUACCACACACGACCA